Messenger RNA from Stegodyphus dumicola, 1251 nucleotides. It is a transcript of the gene Ndae1, whose product is annotated as Na[+]-driven anion exchanger 1. The record is from RefSeq and is a predicted model, not a curated record. Gene Ontology annotation, cellular component: plasma membrane. Gene Ontology annotation, molecular function: sodium:bicarbonate symporter activity; solute:inorganic anion antiporter activity; monoatomic anion transmembrane transporter activity. NCBI's taxonomy places the organism in Eukaryota, Metazoa, Arthropoda, Arachnida, Araneae, Eresidae. Gene Ontology annotation, biological process: transmembrane transport; monoatomic anion transport; bicarbonate transport.
GUUAACCGGCAAGUGACGAAAUGCGGAACACGCAAAUAAUAUAUUAUAUAAAUUGGACGUCUAGAGUCUUUGCGCAUUAGUUUUACGUCUUGGCGACAUGUUAAAAUAACUAGGAGUAAGACAUUCGAAUCUUCGAAUUUCGAGAAUCUCUAUCUUGAAAACGAUUUCUAGAUUUGUGAUUCACAAACUCGAAUAAUUGCUUUUGUGUGUGUGUGUGUCUGUCUGUGUCUUUUGACCUUUUCGAAUUCUAACGUAAGCUAAUCGAUUAGCGUUUUAACUCAUAUUGGAAAAUUCAACUUCAUUGAAGCACCUUUAAUUGUUUACUAACGCACAUUUAUUGCUGUUUAUGUGGCACAAAAUAUUUUCUGAAAACUGAAAAUAAGGGGACGCAAUGAAUCCCUCAAUUUUGGAGGAAGCGCCGCGAGAUCCCGGAGUGCGUGUAACGCAUCAUAGUUACACCGACAAAGACUUCGAAGGACACAGAGCUCAUACUGUCUAUGUUGGUUUGCAUGUUCCUGGUUACCACAGACGUAGUCAUCAUAGAAGGCAUCGGCAUCAUCACAAAAAUGGACAUAAAAAAAGGGAAGAUGGAACAUCUGCUGAAUAUCCCAACGAAUUACAUAGGCCAGUCACACCACCAGCAGAACGUGUUCAUUUUAUAUUGGGUGAAGAUGAAGAUGGCACUCACGAAUCUCAUCCCUUGUUCAGUGAAAUGGAAGAACUUCAUUAUGAAGGAGAUGAAAUGGAAUGGAGGGAAACUGCUAGAUGGAUAAAGUUUGAAGAAGAUGUUGAAGAAGGGGGAAAUCGAUGGUCAAAACCACAUGUAGCUACUAUAUCUUUACAUUCUUUAUUUGAAUUACGAAGUUGUAUUCUUAAUGGCACUGUAAUGCUAGAUUUAGAAGCAACUAACCUCGAUCAAAUUUCAGAUCUUGUAUUAGAGAAUAUUGUCAAUGCUGGUCAUCUGCAAUUGGAAGCUCGUGAUAGAAUAAAAGAAGCUCUGCUGCGUCGUCAUCGGCAUCAGCAUGAACGCAAGCAUGAUAAAGUAGAUAAAGGUUCCAGAUUGCCUCUAAUACGUUCAUUAGCUGACAUUGGACGAAAUUCGAGCAAAAGCAUGUUUGGUUCAAGUAUGCAUUCCAUUCAGAACUAUGGAUAUAUCUGCAUGAACAUGAGAUUGUCUCAAAUUCUUGCUGUUGAAGAAGAUUUAUAAUUUUUGUAUCGCCCUUGAAUGAAGAAUAAAACCUUUUCUAGAUA